UGGCACCUCACAACCCCCCCUUUCAGCAAAAACCAAAUCUCGGAUAAAGUAAUGGCAAAACCACUUGGACUAUAAAAGACAACAAAUCAUAUUCCUCCGGAGUAUAUACACCCCGUUGUCCACCCAAUGAGUUCCUAUUUUGUUAACUCAACUUUUCCCGUGUCUCUACCGGGAGGACAGGACUCUCUCCUGGGUCAGAUACCGUUAUAUUCCUCGGGAUACACCGAUCCGUUAAGACACUACUCCAACGCGGCCACAUAUGGAGCAGCCAACAUGCAGGAGAAGGUUUACCCGGCGUCCUACUACCAGCAGACGGGCGCGGCGGCCGCGGCGAUAUACGGCAGGGCCGCCGGCGGCGGAGCGCCCUGCGACUACAACCCGGUCGGGACUUUCUACAAGGACGCGGAGGGCUCGUGCGCCUUCUCGAGCCGCGACGAGCAGCCGCUGUUUGUCACUCAGGAGCAGCGCAAAGCGGCGGAGUGCCCCGAGCAGACUGUCAGCAUGAGCAGCAGCCUGGACGACAAGUCCUCCACCCUCAUCUACCCGUGGAUGCAGAGGAUGAACGCCUGCUCCGCCGGUCCAUUUGGCAACAGUGGCCGCAGGGGCCGACAGACCUACACCCGCUACCAGACUCUGGAGCUGGAGAAGGAGUUCCACUUUAACCGCUACCUGACCAGGAGGCGCCGGAUAGAGAUCUCCCACGCCCUGUGCCUGACGGAGAGACAGAUCAAAAUCUGGUUUCAGAACCGCAGGAUGAAGUGGAAAAAGGAGAACAAACUCCUCAACCCCUCAAAGACACCCGAGGAGGAGGAACAGGCGGAGAAGAAGAGCUAAAAAGGACACUGAGAGAAAGAAAGAAAAAGGCAUGUGUGUGUGUGUGUUUGUGUGCACACUCCCAAAAUAAAAAUGUAUUAUUUCUUUGUAGAUAAAGUGCUGCGAACCCAUGUUAGAGAGUGUAGAGGUAGAGUUUAUUUCAGUCUGUGCACGGUGAUAAUGUCAGGUCCUCUGUCUGUCCUUGUGCUCGUGUCUUUAAUUUUAGGGGACUAUGCAAAAUCCGCCAAAAUGUAAAUAAUUUUUUAGUGUUUUCUUUGUUUUAUUUUAGUUUCUGACAAUGUUGUUACCUCAUUAUCGUAUAGGCCUACUGAGUUUUAUUUUUAUUAUUAUUAUAAUUAUUGUGUCCUUCUGUCCAUCCUGUGGUGUUAGUUGUUCUAUACUAGUCUUGUUGUUUACAGCUGUGCCAUCUCCACAUUUGUACAGAUCAGAAAAUGUUACAUGUUAUUUAUUGUUGUUAUUGUGUUCAAUGCACAUGUGGAUAUUGUGUGCAAUAUUUUG
This is a messenger RNA of Centropristis striata (black sea bass), 1332 nucleotides long. RefSeq names its product homeobox B6b (gene hoxb6b). The record is from RefSeq and is a predicted model, not a curated record. NCBI's taxonomy places the organism in Eukaryota, Metazoa, Chordata, Actinopteri, Perciformes, Serranidae. The transcript has 2 exons. Bases 127 to 834 code for a protein of 235 amino acids. Gene Ontology annotation, molecular function: DNA-binding transcription factor activity, RNA polymerase II-specific; RNA polymerase II cis-regulatory region sequence-specific DNA binding. Gene Ontology annotation, cellular component: nucleus. Gene Ontology annotation, biological process: anterior/posterior pattern specification; regulation of transcription by RNA polymerase II.